AGAGAAAGGGGGGAGUCAUCAAUGUGAUAUAAAUACUGUGAUUUAGAAAUAGAAUCCAAAAGGGGCAAAAAUAAGAAGAGGACGAAAAUGAAGAGAAACAGAGCGCUCUUGUGUCUCCUCACGAUGCUCCUAAUCGCCGCCGCAGAUUCAACGGAAGAUACGGUGGUUCGGCUCGAAAUGGCGCACCGGGACACUCUCUGGCCGACGGCUUUCCGUCGCAUCGAGGACAUUAUCGGCGAGGACCAGAAGCGUCACAGCCUGAUUUCUCAGAAACGGAAAAUAAAAGGAGGAGGCGGAGGAGCUAAAAUGGCGUUGGGAUCGGGGUUUGACUACGGAGCGGCGCAGUAUUUCGCGGAGGUUAGGGUUGGAACGCCGGCGAAGAGGUUCAGGGUGGUGGUUGACACAGGGAGCGAGCUGACGUGGGUGAAUUGCAGGUUCCAUGGCAAAGGCAAAGAGAAUCGUCGAGUGUUUAGAGCAGAGGAAUCGUCGAGUUUCAGAAAAGUUGGUUGCUUGACUCAGACUUGUAAAGUUGAUUUGAUGAAUCUCUUCUCACUCUCUAAUUGCCCUACCCCUUCUACUCCUUGCUCCUACGAUUACAGAUACGCGGACGGGUCAGCAGCACAAGGCGUGUUCGCAAAGGAGACAUUCACAGUUGGUCUCACCAACGGUCGCAAAGCCAAACUCCGUGGUCUCCUCAUAGGUUGCAGCAGCUCCUUCAGUGGAGACAGCUUCCGUGGAGCCGAUGGUGUGCUUGGUUUAGCCUUGAGUGAUUACUCCUUCACAUCCAAAGCCACUAACAUCUUCGGUGGCAAAUUCUCAUACUGCCUCGUUGACCAUCUCUCCAACAAAAACGUCUCCAACUACCUCACCUUCGGCUCUUCUUCCUCCACUACUAAAACCGCAGCCUCUAUACGAACCACCCCGCUUGAUCUCAAACUCAUCCCUCCUUUCUACGCAAUCAACAUCAUUGGAAUCUCCAUUGGAGACGACAUGCUCGACAUCCCCACGCAAGUAUGGGACGCAACAGCCGGUGGUGGCACCAUCUUGGACUCGGGAACAAGCCUCACGUUUUUAGCUGAUGCAGCGUACAAGGCCGUGGUCUCAGGGCUCGAGCGUUACCUUGUUGGGUUCAAGAGAGUUAAACCAGAAGGCGUACCGAUAGAGUAUUGUUUCGAUACCACGUCAGGGUUCAACGAGAGCAAGCUGCCGCAGCUAACGUUUCAUUUCAAAGGCGGUGCGCGGUUCGAGCCGCACCGUAGAAGCUACGUAGUAGAUACUCUGGAAGGAGUCAGGUGUUUAGGGUUUGUGUCGACGGGAUCGCCGGCGACUAACGUCGUUGGGAACAUAAUGCAGCAGAAUUAUUUGUGGGAGUUUGAUCUUGUGGCCUCAACUUUGUCUUUUGCUCCUUCUACCUGUCUUUAGCUUUUGUCCUUUUUCUCUUGUGUUUAUUACUUUUAUUGAUUGGCAAAUAUAUAUUGUUAGUGAAUGAAUAAACACG
Eutrema salsugineum is the source of this 1498-nucleotide messenger RNA. RefSeq names its product aspartic proteinase NANA, chloroplast. The transcript is spliced from 2 exons. Gene Ontology annotation, biological process: proteolysis. The record is from RefSeq and is a predicted model, not a curated record. Bases 88 to 1422 code for a protein of 444 amino acids. NCBI's taxonomy places the organism in Eukaryota, Viridiplantae, Streptophyta, Magnoliopsida, Brassicales, Brassicaceae. Gene Ontology annotation, molecular function: aspartic-type endopeptidase activity.